CGCAACCAGCGUCGCGUUUCCGAGAAGAGCAGGCCAACAACGUCAACGACAUCCGCUUCAAACUCGUCGAGGUAACAAUGGCCGAUGAACAGAGAGACCCGAACCAGAUACGGGUGUCCCGUGCGCAGCUGCUCGCCUACCUGUCUUUCUUACAACAAGCACAGCUGCCGGACUUCGUUCAAGCAGUAAAUAUCAACAUCAAUCAUGGCAUCGGAGAGGGCGGCGGCGGCGGCGAAGCGUACAGCAAUGGCGGGUUCGGUGCUGUCCCGGCCUCCAGUGAAGCCAUCGCCGCGCUGAUGGAGACGACGGUGGGUGAGACGAAGGAGAAGGCAUGCGCGGUUUUAGAGGAUUUCGAGGAGGGUGAGAGGCUCAAGAGGACGCCUUGCUCCCAUGGAUUCCACGCGAGCUGCAUCUCCGAGUGGCUUAGGCUCAGCCGCCUCUGCCCGCAUUGCCGUUUUGCUCUGCCUGCUCAGAAGGAUUCCGAACAGAAAGGCGCAACCGAGGCGUGAGAUCGAGAUGAAUCUAUAUAUUUAAGUUUAGUGCAGUUUUGCUGCAUAUUGUAAUCACAAAAUGCAAUUGGUAUGGUGUAUUAGAAGUUUAGAGUGCCUUACAAAUUUGAUGCAAAAUUUUUGUUCAUGCAAGGUAGUUAUUUUCAUUUUUUCAGUACGCCAAUGCAUGAAGAGCUGAACACGGAGACUCAUCCGAACUUUAACAUGAUUCCUCUAAACAGUAU
Messenger RNA from Oryza brachyantha (malo sina), 733 nucleotides. Its product is annotated as E3 ubiquitin-protein ligase SIRP1. The record is from RefSeq and is a predicted model, not a curated record. Bases 78 to 509 code for a protein of 143 amino acids. NCBI's taxonomy places the organism in Eukaryota, Viridiplantae, Streptophyta, Magnoliopsida, Poales, Poaceae. The transcript has a single exon.